Molecule: messenger RNA, 987 nt
Organism: Xenia sp. Carnegie-2017
Lineage: Eukaryota; Metazoa; Cnidaria; Anthozoa; Malacalcyonacea; Xeniidae
Product: disheveled-associated activator of morphogenesis 2-like
Exons: 9
Biological process (GO): actin nucleation
Cellular component (GO): actin filament
Molecular function (GO): microtubule binding
Source: RefSeq, a predicted model, not a curated record
UUAUCAAAACUAAAUACUUCUAACGAACAGUUAGCGCAAGCUGUUCUCACCAUGGAUAAAGAUGGCGAAUUAUCUGUAGAAAUGCUUGAACAGCUCUUGAAGUUUGUACCCACUCCCCAAGAAAAAAAUCUGCUCAAUGAUCAUAGUAAGGAGAAAGAACAGUUUGCCAAAGCAGACAGAUUUUUAUACGAAAUGUCCAAAAUCAACCGUUACGAACAACGAUUGGCAACUUUGUUUUACGUGAAACGUUUCCCAGAACGAAUGGGCGAUAUAAACACAAAAGUUAAAGCUGUGAUAGAAGCAUCUAAGCAAGUGUUCCGCAGCAGAAAAUUCCGUGAUUUACUUCAAGUUGUAUUGGCCUUUGGGAAUUAUAUGAAUCGUGGAGAAAGAGGAAACGCUACAGGGUUUAGAAUUGCCAGUAUCAAUAAGAUCAUGGACACAAAAUCAAGUUCGAACAGCAAAAUUAAUCUUUUAGAUUACUUGGUCAUGCUUUUGGAUCAAAAGUUUCCGGCCGUACUGCAGCUUGAGGAAGAAUUGGGAGAUGUUAAGACAGCUGCUAAUGUCAGUCUUGUAGAGUUAGAAAAAGACGUAAAGAAAUUCAAAACAGAACUCAAAACAGUUGAAAAGGAGUAUGAUUAUCAUGGUAAAAAUAAGGAUAAAUUAUCUGGUGAUAAUUUCCUUCAAGAAACUGGAACGUUUCUCACAGCUGCACAAGCGUCGUUCAAUGAACUUGAUGAUUCCUUGAAGGAGAUGAAAACAAGAUACGAGAAAUCUGUUUCGGCGUUUGGUGAACAACCGAAGACCAUUACCUCGAAAAAUUUCUUUGGCAUUUUUUACACGUUUUUAGUAUCUUUUGCCGAGGCGAAGAAUGAGAAUGAAAAACGAAAGAAAAAAAAACUUGAGGAGGAAAAAAAAGCGAAAGAUGAAGCUUAGGUUAGAAACAGUGGAAGUGUCCUUUUAUACAUUGAAGAGGGAGCUAUCAUAACG